AUGUCGUCUUCCGAUCUGCCGACGCCCGUCAAAAAGGCACCGACCGGCCUCGAGGCCUGGGGAUUGUCGUCCAUGCCAGCAAUGGGCCUGGCGACUCUCAUCACCGCGCUGCACUGGCGGCCCUUCCAGCCCUUGCCCAUGCUGUUCGUGCCCGUCCUCCUGGGAUCCAGCUACCUGAACGUCGCUGGCUUCCAGAUCGACAGCGCCGGCAUCACAGCCGCCUGGAGUGGCUUGUAUGUCCUCCUAGCGAUGCGGCGUAGACAGCCCCUCAAGCGGCGCUUCAUGGCACGGGGCAUCGUCCGGGGGGCGGCCAUGGGCUUGGGCACCGUCAAUGCUGUCGCGUGUGGUUACACCUAUGCCAAGGGCGACAGGAAGCAGGAGGCAGUGGAGCGGAAAGCAAGGAACCGAUGGGGAACCGAGAACUGA
Molecule: messenger RNA, 426 nt
Organism: Thyridium curvatum
Lineage: Eukaryota; Fungi; Ascomycota; Sordariomycetes; Thyridiales; Thyridiaceae
Exons: 2
Coding region: 1-426 (141 amino acids)
Source: RefSeq, a predicted model, not a curated record